This is a messenger RNA of Postia placenta MAD-698-R-SB12, 530 nucleotides long. RefSeq lists its product as hypothetical. The coding region runs from base 193 to 447 and encodes 84 amino acids. The record is from RefSeq and is a predicted model, not a curated record. The transcript has a single exon. Lineage: Eukaryota; Fungi; Basidiomycota; Agaricomycetes; Polyporales; Adustoporiaceae.
CCACAAUGAGCCGAAGCGUGCGAUAAGUAUGUUGGCUUGAACGCAUCGUGCGAUUAGUUCAAUUUUGCGCGAAAUUGUUCGGCGGGCCCGUCCAUCGGGGCACGCAAGACCGGUGCGUCUAGCAGCUGCUUCCACCGGUCUUUGGAGACAUAGCACUUUUUCGCCCGACAGGCGCACCCUCUCAAUAAAUCCAUGAUCUUGUAUGCGGCCCCGCUAGAUCGCUCGAUCUGGUCCCGAUCAUGUUGUUUGCUGCGGAAGAGGGCUUUGGCCUCGUCAGACCUAGCAUCGCUGGCGUGGGUCGCUGGCAGGAUCCCUGACCUCACAAUGAUAGGGGAUACCGCUCCACGCGCCGCCAAUGCACCACCGCUGGCGACUUCCGGCUCCAGCGCAACGGCAGGAGGCGCAGUUGACCGCAACCGGGCGUUUCAACGAGGAUCCCGACACUGAAACUUCCCAUACGGGGAUCGAUGAAGCCAGUAGGAGACCUAGCCGUUUUCCAAACUCUUAGCGGGGUUCGUCCCGCGGUAGUU